This is a messenger RNA of Mastomys coucha (southern multimammate mouse), 4624 nucleotides long. RefSeq names its product zinc finger protein 58. Gene Ontology annotation, biological process: regulation of transcription by RNA polymerase II. Lineage: Eukaryota; Metazoa; Chordata; Mammalia; Rodentia; Muridae. Gene Ontology annotation, molecular function: RNA polymerase II cis-regulatory region sequence-specific DNA binding; DNA-binding transcription activator activity, RNA polymerase II-specific. The transcript has 5 exons. Bases 184 to 2553 code for a protein of 789 amino acids. Gene Ontology annotation, cellular component: nucleus. The record is from RefSeq and is a predicted model, not a curated record.
UACUCCGGAAACAGUACUUGUUAAUUGUGUCUGAAAGUGUGCUAUUUCCCCAAAGUUGGGCGAGAGUGCUGUCCUGCUCAGCUCUCGAGUUGCAUCUCUGACAUGGAGGUUGGUCCAGGGAGCCGCACAGGCUGAGGCACUGUGCGAGGUGCGGGGACGUGUCUGGCAGCGAGCAGAGCAGCGAUGGGAGGGAGAGCGGAAGAAGCUGACCUGCAGGAAAUGCUGUCAUUCUGGGAUGUGGCCAUUGAUUUCUCUCCAGAAGAGAGGGAAUGUCUGGACUCUGCUCAAUGGAAUCUGUACAGGGAUGUGAUGCUGGAGAAUUACAGCAACCUGGAUUUCCUGGGUCUUGCUCUCUCUAAGCCAUUCCUGGUGACAUUUCUGGAGCAAAGACAAGGGCCUUGGGACGUGAAGAGACAAGCAGCAGCCACUGUGCACCCAGGAAAAACACUCAAUAAAUGUAAAGAUUUCAGCAAGGCCUUUUAUUACAAUUCACUGCUUAUUCAACGCCAGAGAAUUCGUACAGGGGAGAACCCCUUCAAGUGUGAAGAAUGUGGUAAGGCCUUUAAUACUCGUUCAAACCUUUCUGAACACAAGAGAAUACAUACUGGAGAAAAACCCUACAAAUGUGAAGAAUGUGGUAAAGCCUUUCGUAUUCGUUCAAAACUUUCUACACACCAGAGAGUUCAUACUGGAGAAAAACCCUACAAGUGUGAAGAAUGUGGUAAGGCCUUUAAUAGUCAUUCAAACCUUUCUGAACACAAGAGAAUACACACUGGAGAAAAACCCUACAAAUGUGAAGAAUGUGGCAAGUCCUUUAGUACUCGCUCAACACAUUAUAGACACCAGAAAAAUCAUACUGGAGAAAAACCAUACAAGUGUGAAGAAUGCUCCAAAGUAUUUUCCUACCCUUCUUUACUUAAAGUACAUCAAAGAAUUCAUUCUGCAGAGAAAUCUUACAAGUGUGAAGAAUGUGGGAAACCAUUUUACUGUCCUUUAUUGCUUAAGAAGCAUCAAAUAAUUCAUUCUGCAGAGAAACCUUACAAGUGUGCAGAGUGUGGCAAAGCAUUUCACUAUCCUUCAUUGCUUAAGCGACAUCAAAGAAUUCAUGCUGGAAAGAAACCCUGUAAGUGUAAAGACUGCGAUAGGGCAUUUUACUCUUCUGCAUUCCUUAAACGUCAUCAAAGAAUUCAUUCUGAAGAGAAUUCCUACAAGUGUGGAGAAUGUGGCAAAAGGUUUUAUUCUUUUCCACACCUUCAGUAUCACCAAAGAUUUCAUUCUGGAGAGAAACCAUACAAAUGUGAACAAUGUGGGAAAACAUUUUCUACUCUCUCAUACCUUCCUUGGCAUAAAUUGCGUCAUUCUGGGGAGAAAUCAUACAAGUGUGAAAAAUGUGGAAAAAUGUUUUACUCUACUUUGGACCUUAAAAAACACCAAAAAAUUCAUGAAUAUAAAUGUGGGGAAUGUCACUAUGGCUUUCCUAAUUACUCAGCCCUUACUGCACACCAGAGAGUUCAUACUGGAGAGAAACCUCAUGUAUGUGAACAAUGUGGGAAAGACUUUUCUAGGCUCGAUAGCCUCAAUCAGCACCAGAUUGUUCAUACUGGAGAGAAACCCUAUAAAUGUGAAAAGUGUGGCAAAGGUUUUUUCCGAUCUUCAUCCCUUAAAAGACACCAGAAAUACCAUACUGAUGAGAAAACCUACAAGUGUGAAAAAUGUGGUAAACGGUUUUUGCGUUCCUCACAUCUUCAGCAUCAUCAAAAAAUUCAUACUGGAGAGAAACCAUACAAAUGUGAAGAAUGUCACAAAGCCUUUCUUCAUCACUCAUACCUUAGGAAACACCAGGCAGUUCAUACUGGAGAGAAACCCUACAAGUGUGAAGAGUGUGGAAAUUCGUUUUACUAUCCUGCAAUGCUGAAGCAACAUCAAAGAAUUCAUUCUGGAGAGAAACCUGACAAGUGUGAAGAAUGUGGAAAGGUAUUUUCCUCUGCUUUCUUCCUUAACCAACAUAAAGGAAUCGAUUCCAGAGAGAAAAGGUACAAGUGUCUAGAAUGUGGCAAAUCCUUUUGCUAUCGUUCAUAUCUUAGGGAACAUUACAGAAGGCAUUCUGGAGAGUAUCCGUACAAGUGUGAAGAAUGUGGCAAAGGGUUUUCCCGUUCUUCAAAGCUUCAGGAACAUCAAACAAUUCAUACUGGAGUUAAACCAUACAAGUGUGAAGAGUGUGGGAAAUGUUUUUCCUCUUUUACGUCCCUUAAAAGACAUCAAAUAAUCCAUUCUGAAGAAACUCCCCAUGAGUGUGUAGAGUGUGGCAAAAGGUUUUCUAGUUCUUCCCGCCUUCAGGAACAUCAAAAAAUUCAUACUGAAGAGAAACCAUACAAAUGUGAAGAAUGUCACAAAGCCUUUCUUUAUCAUUCAUUUCUUAGAAGACACAGAGCAGUUCAUACUAGAGAGAAACCCUACAAGUGUGAGGAGUGUGGGAAAUGUUAUACCUCUUUUACGUCCCUGAAAAGACAUCAAACAAUCCAUCCUGUAGACACUCCCUGUGAGUGGGUAUAAUGUGGCAAAAAGCUUUCUUGUUCUGCACACCUUCAGGAACAUCAAAAAAGUCAUGAUAGAAAGAAACCUGUAUCAACGUGAAGACUGUCACAAAGCCCUUAUUGCUCAUUUCUUAGGAGACACAUGGCAGUUCAUACUGGAGAGAAAACUUACAAGUGUGAGGAGUGUGGCCGAUGGUUUUUCUUUUCUUCAGCCCUUAGACGACAUCAAAUAAUUCCUUUUGAAGACAGUCCCUACAAGUGUGCGGAAUGUGACUGAGCCUUUUCGACAGUGCCUACUUUUACAAAACACAAGUUUGUUCAUUCUCUAGAGAAACUGUUGAAGUAGGAACAAUGUGGGAAAGCCUUGUCUUGUAAUUCUUCUGUGAUUCAACAGAAGUUAAGUCAUAUUGGAAUGAAAUCUUACCAGUGUGAAGAAUGUAGGAAAAUGUUUGACUCUGCUUCACAACUGAAGAAACAAAACAAACAAAAACAAAAAUUCAGUGUUGAGAGAAAGCAUAGAAAUGUGAUGGAUAUGGUAGAACCUUUUCCAUUGACUGUUACCAGCAUACAAUACUUCCUAUGGGAGAGUAAUGCCCCAAACGUGAAAAGUGUGGCAAAAUGUUUUACUCUAGAGCUUAAAUUCCAAAAUACUCACACUGGAGAAAAACCAUACAAGCGUGAAGAGUGUCUCCUUAUGUCACCUUACCUCUGUGUACCCACUAAGUUAAUUAUUUUGAAAUGUAAAAUAUCUAAUAUCCACAAGCACAAAUGCUAAGAAUAUGAUCGGGUGACAGUAAAAAUACAUCUUUGAUGUCAUCUCCCCACCACUCUAUAAACCAGUGGGAUUGGAAUAUACCCACAUUGAUCACUUCUUUCUUCUGCGGCUAUCAAUAGACCUUUGUUGUUUCAGUUACCUGAGUCUGAGUCUGAGCACUGGGCCAUGGUAUACUUACUGUAGUUUUCCUUUCCCCGUGGAGACACCCAAGCACCUGUAAUAAUGUCUCCCAUGGGUUUUGCAGGAAGCUCCAUAAAGUCAUACUUUUCACCAAGUUUGAUUUGAAUGAAAUGAUCUGCUUUGGUCCCAGUCAACCUGAAGUGAAUGAGAACUAGUGUUUGACUUCCCAGUAAACUCCAAAAGAAGAGAUUGUCAGUCGUGUUUGGUUCCAGAGUAAAGAAUCUCUGAUCCGCUUUAAGUUCAGAAAGUGUUUAGUGUGUGUGCGUGUGUGUGUGUGUGUGUGUGUGUGUGUGUGUGUAUGUGUGUCAGUACCUUCAUUGUCAUAGCAAAUUCUCAUACUGUAAUAAGGACAAAAGCCAAAUGCACUCACUGAGCAGAGACGAAAGAUGCUUAUUGUAUUUAUAAAGCCUAAAUGAACUUUUAAGGACUAGGUAAAAUGUUAAGGUUUAUGUAAUGUAUAAUGACUCGCCUGCCAUUAUAAGGAAACUAUCAUAUGUUUCUUCUGUUACUAGGAAACUUUCUAACAUGCAACUGAUUAAAUAUUCUGUUUUUCUCUGCCUUUCUAAACUAAUCGCUAUAGAAGUCAGUGGAAUUGUUUUGCGUAGUUACCCACAAUAAGCUUGGAUCCGAACCAACCAUCCAAUACUUCCUGUACCCGUGUAUAGAUUUUUUUGGUAUAAGCUGCUCCUGAGAUGGACCCCAAUGUAAGAGAUAUAAAGAACUAUUUAAAAUAAGCCUUCUAUUUUGAGUCAUACUUGAGUAACAUUUAAGUUCCCAAGACCUCCCUGGGAACUGACAUCUUACUUGGUAGAAAGAGACAUGUAAGUGAGUAACUGACAUCCUGGUAGACAAGUUAAGACAUGAAUGUUAGACCAGGUAAGUCCCUGACACAGUGGAAUACCUCAACCAGUGUGAGCAGGAUAAGCACACAACAAAGACAUGUUCCUAAGGAAAGCCCCUAUCCCUAAAUCCUGAUGGUGAAAUAUAACUUGGCACAGAUGUUUGUGGAUUUGGGGCUUUAAAAUCCCUGUAAAGCCAAACCCCAUGCCAUGGUUAAUUGCCCAGAUCUGGACCAUGGCCCUGGUCAAUCAGUCCUGGAGUAUAUGCUCAAUAAACUCUCCCUGUCUGACUGUCA